CGUGUUAAAAUGUCGAUUGGAAAGGUAUCGAUCUUCGGCCCUCAUAAAGGAAUUCCAACGAUGGUAGCUAGUCGUAUGCAAAGGUGGGCUAUCAUUUUAUCUGCUUAUGAUUUUGAAAUAGAGUAUGUUAGGUCGGAGAGAAAUGGUGCCGACGGGUUGUCGCGUUUACCGAUAAAUAGUAAGCAAGAUGUCACUGUGCCGGAACAAACUUAUUUGCAUUUUGUUCAACAGGCUUUAUUGUUAGAUUAUAAAGAGUUAAAACUACAGACUAGUAAGGAUCCGGUUUUAUCGAGGAUAUUGAGUUUUUUGCGCGAUGGUUGGCCAAGAGACUGUGAUAUCGAAGAGUUUAGACCUUAUUUUAAUCGGAAAGAUGAACUCUAUGAAGAAUUGAGUUGCGUGUUGUGGGGGCAUAGAUUAUUGAUUCCGGUGAAGUGUAGGGAAAAAGUUUUGAGGAUGCUCCAUGAGCCCCAUAUGGGUAUAGUUAAAUCCAAGGCUAUGGCUCGUAGUUACGUAUGGUGGCCCGGACUUGAUGAAGAAAUAGAGCGCAUGUGUCGUAGUUGUGAGAUAUGUGCUGCUCAGGCGGAUGCUCCGCCGCGGCAAACUCCGAGUAUGUGGCCGUGGCCGAAUCAUCCAUGGACCAGGCUGCAUUUAGAUUUCAUGGGGCCCAUAUUUGGGAAAACAUACUUGAUCGUAGUGGACGCUACAUCUAAAUGGACGGAACUUUUCCAUAUGAGUAAUACAACAGGACCGAAGGUCAUAGAUAAGUUAUGUGAACUUUUAGCAGAUGGGGCCUACCCAAGCAGAUCGUUACGGAUAAUGGGCCCCAGUUUACGUGCAAUGAGUUUGGUAGUUUCCUUAAAUCUAAUGGUAUAGAUCACGUUUUUUCGGCGCUAUAUCAUCCUUCCUCAAACGGUCUCGCGGAAAAUGCAGUGCGAUCCUUAAAGAAGGUUAUUAAGAAAGCAGUGCAGGCUAAGGAAGAAGUUGAUAAAGCACUUUAUACUUAUCUUUUACACUAUAGAAAUACUGCGCAUUCGACUACGGGAGAAAGCCCUGCAAUGUUAAUGUUAGGUAGACGGUUACGGACGAAGUUAGACGUUUUAAGGCCAGACAGGGAGAAUUUUGUAAGGAAAGCUCAGCAACGGCAAAGUGGAGCUAGAAAAGGGGUACACAGAUCUUUCGAUCAGGGUGAAGAGGUAUGGUACCGUCAGUAUUUGAGUGGAGACAAAUGGGUCUCAGGCAAAAUUCAUAGAUGUUUAGGGAAUACUGAUUACGAGAUUGUAGGCAGCCGGGGAGAGUUAGUUCACAGGCAUAUAGACCAAAUUAAAAGGAAGUUUCAUAAAAAUGAAAA
Molecule: messenger RNA, 1348 nt
Organism: Manduca sexta (tobacco hornworm)
Lineage: Eukaryota; Metazoa; Arthropoda; Insecta; Lepidoptera; Sphingidae
Exons: 2
Coding region: 10-873 (287 amino acids)
Molecular function (GO): nucleic acid binding
Source: RefSeq, a predicted model, not a curated record